Molecule: messenger RNA, 5990 nt
Organism: Monodelphis domestica (gray short-tailed opossum)
Lineage: Eukaryota; Metazoa; Chordata; Mammalia; Didelphimorphia; Didelphidae
Gene: HSPA13
Product: heat shock protein family A (Hsp70) member 13
Molecular function (GO): ATP-dependent protein folding chaperone; ATP binding
Source: RefSeq, a predicted model, not a curated record
UGGUCCCUGUCCCCGAGGAGCUGGAACAGUCGAAUUGGAGAUCCGUGUGUUGCCAUAUGUUCAGGGCAGAAGAAAUGACGAAGCCAAGUGCUCUGUGUAUCCUGAGGGACGAGCAUCAGGAAAGGCGCCCUCACUGGAGAUGACCUUGGAAGAAUGGCAGGGGGGUCCACCAGCCUGCCCCUGACCUGUGCCUCUGUGGAUCGGAGCCAGUGGCCUGGAGAAAUUCUGAGGGCUCUAAACCGCAGGGCAAGCGGGAUCUACAUUGGUUUGAGGUCGUCGCGAACGUUCCGAACAAGAACUUUGAGAUGCCACAAGAUUGCAGGCUUGUUUAAAGGGUGUUGCUGGUGGGGAUUAAGCAGAAACCAGGCCUUAUUGCCAUGACGUGAUGGCUGGAGAAAUCCUGAUUGGGGACUUGUAGGUCAAAGGAGGAGCGUCAUAUUUCAUGUUUGGGGCCUCCAGGAUUGCUGAAGGGUGUCAAGCUGGAGAGGUCUGUAGAGCAGCUCCCUUAUGCAAGACGCCACGUUUCACGAAGCCCGAUCCAGUGAAGGCUAUUUCUUUUGUUCCUAGGUAGGGCUUACUAUUGAAAUGUGGCCGAAAUUGGACUCAAAGGAGGGAAGCCAUAAAAGAUUAGCAAGUGGCACACCUGGUUAAGGACCUGAUCAUUUGGGUAGAGUGUGAGCGGACAAGGAGAUACUCCUGUUUAUAAAAGAAGAGCCACAGAAUUUCAGAGUUGGAAAAGGCUCCUUGGUUAUUUAAUCUAACUCAUAACUGGCAAAGAAUCACUACUCCAAGUGUGUUCAUCUGGAACCUGGGCAAAGACCUCAGAUGAAGGGGAUUUCACUACCUUCCACUAUUGCUUCUAGUUCAUCAUUCUGGGCUUUCCCUUCCACCUGGUAUCCUUUUAAAAACUUGACAGCUGUCACAUCCCUACUGAGCCAUCUUUUUUCAGGUUCAGCUGUCCUAACGCUUCUUUUGGCUGGCUAUUUGGCACAGCAGUAUUUGCCUUUGCCUACUCCGAAAGUGAUUGGCAUUGACCUCGGUACCACCUACUGUUCUGUUGGGGCAUUUCUUCCUGGCACAGGAAAGGUGAAGGUUAUUCCAGAUGAAAGUGGCCAUAAUAGCAUACCCAGUAUGGUAUCUUUUACUGAAACUGACAUUCAUGUAGGAUAUGAUGGAUUGGAACUGGCAGAUUCAAAUCCACAGAACACAAUAUAUGAUGCCAAACGGUUCAUUGGAAAAAUUUUCACCCAAGAAGAGCUGAAGACUGAAAUUAGUAGAUAUCCAUUUAAGGUCUUAAACAACAAUGGCACAGCUGAAUUUUCUGUGAUAAGAAAUGGAACCAUCACUGUUUCUCCAGAAUAUAUUGGCUCCCGACUGCUCUUAAAGCUGAAGAAAAUGGCAGAGGACUAUUUUGGGAUGCCAGUGUCCAAUGCUGUUAUUUCUGUACCAGCAGAAUUUGAUCUAAGGCAGAGAAAUUGUACUGUUCAGGCUGCUAAUCUUGCAGGACUAAAAAUCUUGAGAGUCAUUAAUGAGCCCACAGCCGCAGCUAUGGCUUACGGACUGCACAAGGCAGACGUGGUGAACGUGCUGGUGAUCGAUCUGGGUGGGGGCACGCUCGAUGUUUCCUUACUCAACAAGCAAGGAGGAAUGUUUUUAACCCGAGCCAUGGCAGGAAACAACCAACUGGGCGGGCAGGACUUCAACCAGAGGCUGCUUCAGUACUUGUACCAGCAGAUCUACCAGACUUACGGGUCCCUGCCUUCCCGCAAAGAAGAGGUCCACCGACUGAGGCAGGCUGUGGAAAUGGUCAAGCUGAACCUGACUCUUCAUCCCUCUGCCAGGAUUUCCGUGUCGUUGACUCUAGGCGAAGCCCAGGCCUUCCCGGAUGCUGCUGAGGGGAGGGAGGGCGAGAGCAGGUUUCCGGAGGACAGACUGUUCCCAGGAGAUGCUCACCCUGAAAGCACCGUGUUCAGCGCCGACUCUGGCGCCCCACAAGGAAGAGGGGGCCCCAUCCUUUUCGAGGCAGACAUCUCCAGGAAGCUGUUUGACACGCUGAAUGAGGACCUCUUUCAGAAGAUCCUCGUGCCAGUCCGGCAAGUGCUGAAAGAAGGCAGCCUCGAGAAGACCGAGAUCGAUGAAGUGGUUCUGGUCGGGGGUUCUACUCGCAUUCCCCGGAUCCGCCAGCUCAUUCGAGAGUUCUUUGGCAAGAAUCCCAACACAUCUGUCGACCCGGACCUGGCUGUGGUGACGGGAGUUGCCAUUCAGGCAGGAAUUGAUGGCGGAUCGUGGCCUCUUCAAGUCAGUGCCAUAGAAAUUCCCAACAGGCACUUGAGGAAGACCAACUUCAACUGAAUUCGCCCUUCCCCAGGGACCGCGUUCUCUUCCUUUGACUUCUUGAGCACAACAAAGGGCAAAAGUAAAGCUAAGCUACUGUGACAAAGAUCAUUCUGAGAUUUCUCUGGAAACGGCAACAUCCAUAUGUUGGCAGAUUACGCUGAGCUCCAUCCCCAGCCUCCUCCCUCCUGAUACCUGCUUACUCUUGGAUGGAUGCUCUCAUACCUGCUUAGUCUUGAAUGGAUGCUCUCAUACCUGCUUACUCUUGGAUGGAUGCUCUCAUACCUGCUUAGUCUUGAAUGGAUGCUCUCAUACCUGCUUAGUCUUGAAUGGAUGCUCUCAUACCUGCUUAGUCUUGAAUGGAUGCUCUCAUACUGCUUACUCUUGAAUGGAUGCUCUCAUACCUGCUUACUCUUGGAUGGAUGCUCUCAUACCUGCUUAGUCUUGAAUGGAUGCUCUCAUACCUGCUUACUCUUGGAUGGAUGCUCUCAUCCUGCUUACUCUUGAAUGGAUGCUCUCAUACCUGCUUACUCUUGGAUGGAUGCUCUCAUACCUGCUUACUCUUGAAUGGAUGCUCUCAUGACUGCUUACUCUUGGAUGGAUGCUCUCAUACCUGCUUACUCUUGAAUGGAUGCUCUCAUACCUGCUUAGUCUUGAAUGGAUGCUCUCAUACCUGCUUAGUCUUGAAUGGAUGCUCUCAUACCUGCUUAGUCUUGAAUGGAUGCUCUCAUACCUGCUUAGUCUUGAAUGGAUGCUCUCAUACCUGCUUACUCUUGGAUGGAUGCUCUCAUACUGCUUACUCUUGAAUGGAUGCUCUCAUGACUGCUUACUCUUGGAUGGAUGCUCUCAUACCUGCUUACUCUUGGAUGGAUGCUCUCAUACCUGCUUACUCUUGGAUGGAUGCUCUCAUACCUGCUUAGUCUUGAAUGGAUGCUCUCAUACCUGCUUACUCUUGAAUGGAUGCUCUCAUAUCUGCUUAGUCUUGAAUGGAUGCUCUCAUACCUGCUUACUCUUGGAUGGAUGCUCUCAUACCUGCUUACUCUUGGAUGGAUGCUCUCAUACCUGCCUACUCUUGGAUGGAUGCUCUCAUACCUGCCUACUCUUGGAUGGAUGCUCUCAUACCUGCCUACUCUUGAAUGGAUGCUCUCAUACCUGCUUACUCUUGAAUGGAUGCUCUCAUAUCUGCUUAGUCUUGAAUGGAUGCUCUCAUACCUGCUUACUCUUGAAUGGAUGCUCUCAUAUCUGCUUAGUCUUGAAUGGAUGCUCUCAUACCUGCUUAGUCUUGAAUGGAUGCUCUCAUACCUGCUUACUCUUGAAUGGAUGCUCUCAUAUCUGCUUAGUCUUGAAUGGAUGCUCUCAUACCUGCUUACUCUUGGAUGGAUGCUCUCAUACCUGCUUACUCUUGGAUGGAUGCUCUCAUACCUGCCUACUCUUGGAUGGAUGCUCUCAUACCUGCUUACUCUUGGAUAGAUGCUCUCAUACCUGCCUACUCUUGGAUGGAUGCUCUCAUACCUGCCUACUCUUGAAUGGAUGCUCUCAUACCUGCCUACUCUUGAAUGGAUGCUCUCAUACCUGCUUACUCUUGGAUGGAUGCUCUCAUACCUGCUUACUCUUGGAUGGAUGCUCUCAUACCUGCCUACUCUUGGAUGGAUGCUCUCAUACCUGCUUACUCUUGAAUGGAUGCUCUCAUACCUGCUUACUCUUGGAUGGAUGCUCUCAUACCUGCUUACUCUUGGAUGGAUGCUCUCAUACCUGCUUACUCUUGGAUGGAUGCUCUCAUACCUGCUUACUCUUGGGUGGAUGCUUUUCCCAAGGAAAGAACUACUCAAAAGUAAUGCAGGUUAAAUGGAGUGUUUAUAUCAGGACCAUCUGGAAUAUAGGCUGUAUGAGACAGGGUGGACCAGAUGCAUUAUUUAUAAUUGUGUUUUGUAAAAAUAGGCUAGAACCAUUUGUAAAGGGCUUUGUUUCCUCCUGAAUUUUAUUGGUGAGAGUUGUCAGGUUAGUUGCUUGAUAAUAGUCUGUUCGAAAUAUCUGUCACUGUAACACCUGGCUCCUGCCUCAGGGAUUUAUAGUGAAUUAGAAGAUCAACAUAGCAGUAUUAAUAAGGACAGCAUCUGUAGUGCUCAAUAUCCUCUUAGCUAAAGUAUUCUUGAUCAAAAAUUGACCCUCAAAAAUCAGAAUGUUUUAUAAAUACACUAUUGAUAUGAUUUGUUUUGAAGAACUAAUGAAAAAUGCCAAAAAUGAACUAAAUUAUUGGAGAAGUUGUGCUUUCUUGUACUUUUGAAAAUAUAAACUUUCGGGUUUAGGAAUUUCAAAUACUUUUUUUUUCAAGGUGUUUAAAAGUUUGCCAAUGACCAAAUCUCCAUGCCCUUUGAAUUUUUUAGCCCAAAAGGAUAUUAAAUAAGUCCAAUUUAUAGCAAAUAUUUGGUUUAGUUUUAAUAAAAUGCUUUAAAAUGUUUAGUCAUACAAAAAAUAAUUUUCCCCAUAAUUAGAAAAAGGAAAUAGACCAAGCAUCUUUCAUUACAAUUGAACCUUUACAGGGUUUUGUUAAUGAGUAAAGAAUAUAAUCUUUUAAUAUAAGUGUUUAGUUAGAUCUAGAAUGGAAGCAUGAAGAAUAGAAAUAACAUUCUUCAUAUUCCUCAAAUGAAUAUCUAUCCUCUCAUUUUCUACCUCUCAAUCUACUAUAGCCCAGGAAGGGAACUUUCCCUUUCAGGUUCCCCCUUGCAAAUUGGGGGAAAUAAGACAAAGAUUUGGAAGCAGCAAGCACUGGCUCGCCACAGCUAUCUACGUUGUUGAAUGUGGUUUACAUGAAAAAAAAAAAAAAGAUACGUGUCUCAUCUGGAAGAAUUAAUUUUAAGUAUUUUGAAGAACAUUUGAAGUUGAAUUUGAAGAACAUAAUACAUUUUAGAUGUAUAUGUAGCUAAUGGUUUCUAGUAUAAAAUAUUUUUCUAGCUAGAUCAUUACACAGUUUCAGAAAGGGAAUGAGUUAUUUUGUAUCAGAGAGAAGUCUUGGUACUGUAUUUUGGCUUAGACCAUUGCAUUAGCAACAGAUUUCGAGUCUAAUAGAUUGUAUAUAACAGAUAGGAAGUUUUUUUUUUUUAUGUGUACAAAUGAUUAUUGUAUUUCAGUAAAGUGAAUUUUUUAGUUUCUUUUUUAAAUGGUGCACUUUAUUUUGUGCUACUUAGCUGUACCACUCUUUGGCAACUUUGUGUAGAUUUUGUGGAAUACAUAAAAGAUGGAAAAAAUAGCUUUUGGGAAAUGAGGUUGAAGUGACACAGUCCUUAAUAAAGGUAGGCUGUGUAAUUUCCCAGUAUCUGGAAUUCUUAUUAAUAAGCCUUUGUGUUUAUCCUUAGCCCUUUCUUCUCAUUUUCAAAACUAUAGAAUGAGAUUAUCACAGUCUGGGUAAAAUCAUAUGACCUCAAAAGAGAAAAGUGUUGUCAGUAACCAAACUGGGCAAUUCCUAUUUUUGUGUUUAUAACAUUAAACAGUAAAGUACUAAAAAUGGAGCAAGAGAGUGAAAAUUUAAUUUCUUAAUAAGGUACUGUAUAAAUAUUUGGAACAAUUCAGCAAAAUUAUAAUUGUUAAUGAACUUUUAUUAUUAUAUUCUUAAAAAUGAGCACUUUUCAAUAAAAAUGUCAUUGUUUUCUAUAACACAA